AUGGCUGACAAACCCCCAAUUGUUGAGCACAUAUACAUUGCCGACCCGUCUGCUCACGUCUUCAACAACAGACUUUACAUUUACCCCUCCCACGACCGCGAAACAAACAUAAAAAACAACGACAAUGGCGACCAAUACGACAUGAAUGACUACCACGUCUUCUCCAUGGACUCCGUAGGCGGGCCUGUCACAGACCAUGGCAUCGUCCUCCAACAAUCGGACAUACCUUGGGUCAGCAAACAACUCUGGGCCCCCGACGCCGCCGAGAAGAACGGGAAAUACUAUCUCUAUUUCCCCGCGCGAGACCACGACGGCAUCUUUAGAGUCGGAGUCGCAGUUGGCGAUAAGCCAGAAGGACCCUUCAAACCAGAGGAAAAAUGGAUCGAAGGAAGUUUUAGCAUCGAUCCCGCGAGUUUCGUAGAUGAAGACGGGAGCGCAUAUUUGUACUUUGGUGGCAUCUGGGGCGGCCAGCUACAAUGCUGGCAAACAGGUGAAUUCAAACGCGACGCGUACGACUCCAUGGAAGCCCAAUCUGGCCCUGCGCUGUGCCCCAAGGUCGCCAAACUCACAGAGGAUAUGAAGGCUUUUGCCACAGAAGUCUCGGACGUUGUGAUAUUGGACGAUGUCACCGGCAAGCCGGUGCAAGCUGAGGAUCAUAGCAAGCGCUUCUUCGAGGCGGCAUGGAUGCACAAGUACAAGGGGAAGUACUACUUCAGUUACUCCACCGGCGACACGCACUAUUUGUGCUAUGCGAUUGGGGAUAACCCGCUGGGACCGUUUACGUAUACGGGGAGGAUAUUGGAGCCGGUGGUUGGAUGGACGACACACCAUAGCAUUGCGGAAUUCAAAGGGAAGUGGUAUCUAUUCUACCAUGACUCGAGUUUGAGUAAGGGGGUUAAUCAUCUGCGGUCUGUGAAGAUUAGGGAGAUUGUUUAUGACGAGCAGGGGAAAAUCGGACUAGCUGAGGAGCAGCCCAGGGUCUGA
Messenger RNA from Plenodomus lingam JN3, 984 nucleotides. RefSeq lists its product as uncharacterized. The record is from RefSeq and is a predicted model, not a curated record. Gene Ontology annotation, molecular function: hydrolase activity, hydrolyzing O-glycosyl compounds. Gene Ontology annotation, biological process: carbohydrate metabolic process. Lineage: Eukaryota; Fungi; Ascomycota; Dothideomycetes; Pleosporales; Leptosphaeriaceae.